Anthostomella pinea is the source of this 909-nucleotide messenger RNA. The record is from the annotation of a GenBank genome assembly. NCBI's taxonomy places the organism in Eukaryota, Fungi, Ascomycota, Sordariomycetes, Xylariales, Xylariaceae.
AUGGAGUACGCCUCCAGUUCGGCUUGUUCGACUUGUUCGACGGUGUCGAACCAACUCGAUCCUGAGUUAUGCUUCUGGGAUGAAGACUCGGUCCCAACUGAAGACGACAAGGGGUUUCAGGAUCUCAUUCAGCGAGAUGCCCGGAGUCCAGAUGCUACAAUCUUCAGAGCCGAGGAUGGAGAAUGCAGCGAGUGGCUCUCACAUCCUGACCGCUACUGCACUUCUUUAUUUGGGGACCACGUGACUACUGCAACCACCAAUGCGUUCGGGCAUCUCAUCCAGUUCGGCACUUAUCUCGGUGCUGGUAGGUCGGGAAUGUUCUGUGCUGACCAAGAGGACACUGCCGAGCCUUGCCUGGUAAGGAGUAGGGCCAUUAAGCUGGACGAGUUUUCGCGAGAAUGUGACGAAGGCAUGUACGCGAAUGUCUCGGUCCAAUGGAUGAUCCACGACGGAAUAGUCAUGCAGCAAUAUAUUGUGGACAACCUGGGCACUGGCGACAUGAAAAUGCUAAUCAAAUUUGGACGAGACAUGUGCAUCAGAGACCUCGACGUCGAAGACUCUGAUUACGGUUUCAACGAGGAUAGCGUCGACAAGAACCACAUGCCGCCUGGCCCAAAUAGCUAUAGCUGGAUAUGCGUGCACACGAUGACUCCCUCCGGCGAUGGUGGAACAGGAGUUGGCUUCGAAUCUAUCGCAGUUGUCGUGUCAAUUUUCCUGAACGGCACUGCAGUCAAGUGGAAUAAUGGACCAGAAUGGCAUCACGCCAUCAAAGGGAGAGGAAGCCAAGACUCGUCCACCAUCAUGGAAGUCGUCGUUGCUUACAGAAUGGUGCGAUUGACAAAUGCGAAAAUAGACUGGACCAGAUUCUUGAUACCAGUUAAGGCAGUUGGAAUCAACCAGCUACUUUGA